GAGUGAUUAAAACUCCCAUAACUCUAUACAGUCCUACACACAGUGGGAAUCCAUAUCCAUCUCUUUCCCAAAACAUGUACGUUUCCUAAGAAAACUAGGACUCGUUUCCUUAAACACUUAUCAUCGGAAUCAUACGUAAAUAGAAAUCGCUGAAGCUACAUUUCUAUCUCAAAAUCCUCUACGGCUCUCGCCAAUGUUAGGGUUCUUCUCCUCUCAUUGUGUUCUUCGCAAUUCGCUUGAUCUCAAAUUCAAAGCCCUGCCACUGUAACUAGACGAGAUUUCACCAUGAAUUUCACUGAGCGUGUUUUUUCCAACGGGUAUGAUGUACAUUCUUCACGUCUGUUUACGAAUUUGUUUCUAGUUUGAUCGAAUUGAUUCGUCCUGUUUCACUUCUACGUACGUGAUUUUGAUUUGGGUAUUAAUCUGGGUUUGAUCCAUGCUGAAAAAUAAAAAAACUUCGAACUUUCUAGGGUUUGCAAUUUUGGGUUUGGUUUAUGUGCCUGCGAGUAAAGGGAAAAAAAAUUUAAAAAAAAAUAGGGACAAUACUUUGGAUACUGAUUUCGAUUAGUGUUGGUCCCACAUGCAUCGUUUUGUGUAGGUCCGACACAGUUCAAUACUGAAAAGUUCGUAUCUUUUAUAGGUUUUGGGAUUUUGGGGUUUUGUUUAUGUGCCUUCGAGAACGCGGAACCAAAAUUAAUAGAAAGAUACUCUGGGCAGGUGUGUUCUUCGCAGAUUCAGAAACAUCUAGGUUUGCAGCCGUUCGAUUUGUGUUGGUUCCCCAUGUGAGAAUGACGUGCAUCAGACGGGUCUUAACACAUCUGUGUCUUUGUGUUUGUAGCACUGCUAAAAAAAAAGUCAAAACUUUUACGGCCCUAUGGAUUGUGAGAAAUGGUGUGAUAAGAAAAUUCAAGGGAAAGAGGGUUGAAGAUGGUAUGUGGAGCUUUCUACAUAUCAAAGGCGAAGGAGUCAAAGCCCCAAGGGGAUGAUGCCCACUUCAUCUGUGCAGAAAAACAAACAGUUGGGGUUGCAGAUGGUGUUGGUGGGUGGAGUAAAUCCGGAGUUGAUGCAGGACAGUACGCUCGGGGCCUUAUGGCCAAUUGCGUCAAGGCAAUUGAGAAUGUAGAAAAGAGUGAGGUUGAUCCCAGAUGUGUUUUGGAUGAAGCCUACAGAAACACCAAUGUUGAAGGAUCCUCAACAGCUUGCAUACUUACCCUCAAAAACAAUCAUGUGGUCGUUGCAAAUGUUGGAGACAGUGGAUUUAUGGUGAUUAGAGAGGGCAAAGAAGUUUUCAAAUCAAACAUUCAGCAACGCAGAUUCAACUGCCCAUAUCAGCUAGGAAACAAGACAUCAUCAGAUCGCCCGAAUGUAGCACAGUUGUACAGGACCCCCGUAGUACCAGGGGACGUGAUUGUCAUGGGCACGGAUGGGCUGUUGGACAACAUGUUUUCAGAAGACAUUUGUCAUAUUGUCAAGAUGAUAACUGAAAGUAGUUCAGAACCCGAGCAGGCUGCUUGGGCCAUAGCAGAACAUGCUUAUAAUAACUCAGUCGAUAGCCUUGCUCCUACUCCUUUUACGCAGGCUGCAGUGAUGGCCGGAAAAGACCGUCUUGGUGGCAAAGCAGAUGAUAUAACCGUUAUUGUGGCUUACGUCGUCGUGAAAUGAAUAUAUCGAUGAUUCCGGCUGCUAAGGGUGCAUAAAAUUUGGUUUGUAGGGAUGUUUGGUAUAUUAGGUAGAUUGGAUGGGCUUCUGAACCCUAUUUAUCAAUGAAUGUCUAUAUCAGGGUAAUAUUAAUAAUCAGGUUUUUGUGUA
Messenger RNA from Rhododendron vialii, 1809 nucleotides. RefSeq names its product probable protein phosphatase 2C 55. NCBI's taxonomy places the organism in Eukaryota, Viridiplantae, Streptophyta, Magnoliopsida, Ericales, Ericaceae. The record is from RefSeq and is a predicted model, not a curated record. The transcript is spliced from 3 exons. Bases 928 to 1662 code for a protein of 244 amino acids.